AUGACUAAGUACGAACAAGAAGAACAACAUUUAGAAAAUGAUCCAGGAGACUGGUAUCUGAAGACUGCUAAGCUAGCAGUGGCAGUUGCUCUAAUAAAAACCAGGCCAGUUGGGAGGACUGGAAGGCAGCAGGCAGAGUACUUGGCCAGCAGGCUUCUUGCAGAAGAUAACACAUGGAAGGCCAAAGCUCAGAAUCUAGAAAAAGAGGUUCUGUGGCUUCAACAGGAGCUUCUCCUCAGCAAGGUUCAGGUGGACCUUGGCAGCAGCGGCCCUGGAGCUGGAAACCUCACCCUGGACCAGCCGCCAAACAAUUGUGAGUACUCCAUGAAGAACACCCUAACAUUGGAGAGAGACUCCGGCUUGGGGACAGGUAGCAACAUGGAGGAGCUACCCCCCAGCCAGGGCCCCUGCUUGUCCCAGCCUAUCCUCUCUGCUGGCAUUCUCCCACUCAUCCCCACAGCCACUAGUGACAAUUGUGAGAGGGCUCUACUCCUUCACACACAGUUUCUACAGAACUUGGCGGGCUUUCAGUGGUUGGCCACUUCUGACAGAAAUAGCUCCGUGGUGAUAGAUUCUGUUUGUCAGCUGAUAUCCUGCUUAAUGGCAAUCCUCAAAGACCCCGGAACGCUCCCCCCAACCCCUUUGCUCCGUAGAGCUGCACAGGUGACUGCCCAAACUGUAGACUCCUUCUGUGGGCCAGCCUUCGGGAAGCUUGUGGAACGAGUGGAGGACUGCCUAAAAGAGCUCACAGGUCUGCUGUUGAAACUUUCGCAGCUCGACCAGUUUCAGGUUCAGAAGACUUUGGCUGACUGUCUGAUCCUCCUGGGUGGAAGCUCAUCAUUAAAGCCUUCCUUUGUUCACCACGCACUCUGUGAGAUUAACCGCUUCGGGGAUCAUCUGAGGCAGAAUGAGAGUGAGGCACUUGAGCGAUUUGAUGUGGCCCAGUACGAGAACAUGAUGUACCUCUUCUGGAUCCUGGAGCAGCUGCUGCGGGAAGAGAGUGUACCAGACUGCAGUGCACAGCGCCGCUUGCCAGAGUCAAGGCCUUCUCUGAGUGCCGAGCUGAGCCGACUGGAGGCCAAUGUGCUGCUGUUGUCGGAUGAGUUCCCCUUGUUUGCCAUCUACGCAUGGAGGAUCGGGGUCUGUCUGAAGUCCACAGCGAGCUGAACGGGUGAGCUUGGCCUGUCCUGUUAUUUGUUCCCUCCCAGUGAUUUCAGUGAUUUCCAUUCCAAAGGAUUAUUGGCAUUCUGCUGUCCCACCCUGUCUCUUGUGAGGCCCAUUUUGUAAUGCUGAGACACGAUACUCGAGUAUGCUAAGCUUGAAAAAACGCUCAGCUCCCAGCACUUCGAUCGUGCAGGAGUGACAGG
This is a messenger RNA of Scleropages formosus (Asian bonytongue), 1367 nucleotides long. RefSeq names its product meiosis-specific, MEI4 homolog (S. cerevisiae) (gene mei4). The coding region runs from base 1 to 1167 and encodes 388 amino acids. Gene Ontology annotation, biological process: oogenesis; DNA recombination; homologous chromosome pairing at meiosis. Lineage: Eukaryota; Metazoa; Chordata; Actinopteri; Osteoglossiformes; Osteoglossidae. Gene Ontology annotation, cellular component: lateral element. The record is from RefSeq and is a predicted model, not a curated record. The transcript has 5 exons.